GGGCAGAGUGUUAUUGCGAGUAUUGUGAUGCCACGAUCAGCUGUUUGUUGUAUUCUACUGAUCCAAGAAGUGGGAGCGGGGCUGAAAAAACAUCUACAGGGAAAAACAAGUGUAAACUGUUUAUUUAGUUAUAAACACGCACCUGUAAAGCUACGUUUUACACGGAUACCUUCUUCUGAGAAGAAAGACUUAGAUACAUUCUAUUAGAGUUUAAUAACUACCUCGUAUUUGGACUACCCAAAGUUGUACUUAUAGUAGCCUACUAAAAACGUAUUAAUAUCUGUUUGCUUAUUCGACGCGUUUACAACUUGAAUUACACAUCAAAGGCGGGUCUUUGUUCCUGAGACGCACACAGACGAAGCCUCUUUUGCACAGUGAAAGCCCUGCCCACCCCAUUGUGAUUUCUGCCGUUAGUUUGAGGAGCGGCUUGCACCAAGAGGCCGAGAGGAGAAACCAGGGGCCAAAGACCCUCUGCUUACAAACAGAGCCAACGGUUUCCUCUUUUAAACCUACACCUGCUCGCUCACCAUGUUCCAACGAAUUAGCAGCCUGUUUUUUGGAGAGGUGGAGGAUUCAUCCAAGGAUUUCAAGGGGCCAAAACCAAGCAUUCUGGAGGCGGAUGAGGAGGGGUGGCUGCUCGUCAGUAUGCCUGGUGAGAGGGUGGGGCCAGAGGGCGCCACAAUCACAGAUACCAGUCCCCUGGAGGACAUCCUUGUGGAGCUCCCCAGCUUGUCCAUCUAUGGUUCCCAUGGUGACCAGGCUGCUACCAAGGAGGGCGUGGCCAACCUAACCAGCAGUGUGCGGGUGAUAGAGCAGCCCCUUCCCAAGGUGCGGAGCAGGGUGCUGGGGCGGGUGACCCAUGGGACUACCUCUCAGCUGGGGGCUCUAGCCAAAGUGACCCAGGUGGGCCGGGUUCAGCGGGCCAAGGCUCGUUCCGACCGCCGACACCUGGGCCGAAACCGCGGCCAGCGCCAAAACGCCGCCCGGAACCAGCCCCCGCGGUGCGCCGGCCGCGGGCACGGGACCUUCCUGCACCAGCCCGGCUUGCGCACCUGCAACCACUGAGCGCGCUCAGCAGCUUUUACACACACCCAGGGCAUUAUUACCCCAAGACCCCAUCCCAUCCACCCACACCCUGCUGCCCCCCUCUUCACUUGUCCACCAUCCCCAUCCAUUCUAUCGCCUGCUGAUGGGAGAGUCAGGUUUCCCAAAACCAAAAGUUACGGACUGGUAUAUGUGAUCAGUCACUUGCUGAUUUGACACAAUCAAAUGAUAACAUUUGGUAACUGGAAAAAAACUAUAUAUAUAUAUAUAUAUAUAUAUAUAUAUAUAUAUAUAGGUUUUAAACAAAUCCAUGACUGACAGCCCAUUUUAACUCCUCCUACUGUGGGGUUUCUGAAAUCUCACUGUCCCAUCACUAAUGACAACCCUCUGUCAUUACCCAUCCUCACUGUACUGCUCCCCCUACACCCUCUUUUCUCCUUCUGCCCCCACCACACACACACACACACACACACCUGCCCCUGUAAAUCCAUCCGGUCGUGUUGUUUUUACCGCACUCCAGGGAUGGUGUUCGUUGUUUGCUCCUAAGGUGGGAAAUGAAGCAUUACGUUUACAAAUGAUAGCAUGCUUCUGAUAAAGAAUUGACCCUUCUGCUGCUCACUGCCAUGUUUACCCAUUAGGAAGCACAAGUGGGUAGGACAGCCUAUCCGUGCUUUCCUGUUGAUUCGCAACAUUAUUAAACUAAGGAGAGUGAGUGGAGAGAGACGGAGCGGUGUUUGGUUAACAGAAGCUGAAGAAGAUUUCCGGCAGGAGCGCAUUACAGAGUUCAAGGACAAACUUACCUCCAUGGCCUGCAGCAUGGCUCAAACGUGAUACUUCUGGGUUGAUUUCAUUGUGCGUGUUCACUCGUAUGAGUACAUGUAUGUAUGUGUGUGUUGUUUUAAGGAGUAGGAGGAGUGCUCUUUGCCGCCCCUAUGCUACAGAAAAGCACAGUGUUUGAUGUGUGUUAUAGCUGCAUCCCAAACCUGCUGUGGACAGACUGGCCCAUAUGCAGAGAACAGAGGGGUUACAAGGGGGUUACAAUAGACCUUCUGAAAAUUAGGUUUUAUGUGUGCGUGCAUGCAUGUGUGUGUUGGUGUGAAUGUGUUUAUUGCUCUUCACAGUGUCUCAUGCAACAAAACCAGCAGCAAUAAUCUUAACGCAAUAAAACAGGUUAAACGUGUGUUACCUCCCUUUUUUCCAGGUUCUAAAAAUAUAGCAUAGCUCAGACUCAUUAUGACUUGUCAGGUUGUCAUGUGGGGACAGAUGGCCAAUGGAAGUCUGACCUCAAAGGCCUUUCCUUAAAGCUUUGCUUCUCUCAACCUUUGAAAUGUCUUCUGAUUAGAUCGGUCUGCCCUUUAGCAACAAGCCAGUAUUUUAUCACAGUGAAGUUUGAUUAGUACAGAAUCCUUUAUGCAGUGAAACAUUAAUAACAUAUGGGGGGGGGGUGGUAGUCAGGGCUGGUCAAGGGUAAGGAGGGGUGUCAUAUUCGGGUGUCAAUUCUGAUUUUGACUCAAAAAUAACGGUCUGCCACCAUGGCCCUCAUAAUACCCUGUGAUAGGACGGGUGCACUGGCAGGCUGGGCUGCAUUUCUACAGUAUCUAAGCACCAGUAAUUAAACUGUCAUGACAACCUGGAGACACUCUUCCUGUUUGAGGCUUGUCCCAUCUGUUUCAGUCAGUGUUACAGUUGUCUUACAGGCUGUGGGAAUUUAGGGCUGGUUACUGGAUACCACCCUCACCUCCACUGAUAUGCCCUCAUGCUGUUGGUUAACCUGUGGUCCUCUUCAUCCAAUAAAAUUGUUUGACUCAGGC
This is a messenger RNA of Anguilla anguilla (European eel), 2855 nucleotides long. RefSeq names its product tumor protein p53-inducible nuclear protein 2-like. The record is from RefSeq and is a predicted model, not a curated record. The transcript has 4 exons. Bases 529 to 1065 code for a protein of 178 amino acids. Gene Ontology annotation, biological process: autophagosome assembly; positive regulation of DNA-templated transcription. NCBI's taxonomy places the organism in Eukaryota, Metazoa, Chordata, Actinopteri, Anguilliformes, Anguillidae. Gene Ontology annotation, cellular component: autophagosome; nucleus.